Messenger RNA from Ostertagia ostertagi, 891 nucleotides. Lineage: Eukaryota; Metazoa; Nematoda; Chromadorea; Rhabditida; Trichostrongylidae. The record is from the annotation of a GenBank genome assembly.
AUGAUGGUUACGCUGUUGGUCCUUUUGCUGGCACAUUUAAUGGGUGAAAAUGCAGCUGGAUCGACAACAGUUUCCAAUCUUUACUUUGUCGGCAAGGAGCACUGGAAUGAGGAAGAGCUGGACCUGUGCGAAACCCUAGGACAGUUGAAUGAAUCACUCUCUUGCUACUCCAGCAUUAUCAAUUACCAGCGGAUAGACGUUGAGGUGUUGAGCGAAGAUCCUAUUCUUGUGGUGUUCAGGAAAUUUGCAUCAGACAAUUACGUAGCCGGUUUUCUCGCUGACGCUAAGAAGAAAAAGUAUCAUACAGCGGAAAUAAUACAUCCAAACGGAACUUAUUCCAAGCAAACAGUUAGGAGAGCCCGCGAAGCGGCAUUCGAACAUGAAGAAACUAUUGGAGUAGCAAAAGUAUUUAGGAGAGUGAAAGCGAUGUUGCCAUCUGUCAACUUUGAGAUCAGCGAGCCAUGGGCGAUUCUCUCAUAUAGACCUGGAGGACACUACGCGCUCCAUUAUGAUUACCUCGACUACUCCUCGCCCGAAGAAUGGGACUCAUGGAGACGAGACUAUGGUGAUCGAUUCGCAACUUUUCUCCUUAUGCUCCAGCCAGCUACAAAAGGAGGAGGAACUGUUUUUCCGUCACUAGGUACAACGGUUAUGCCUUCAUCAGGAGAUGCACUUUUGUGGACUAACAUGAACGCCAAUGAAGAAGUGAAUCUUGACAGUCUUCACGGCGGUUGCGCUGUCUGGGAAGGAGAGAAAAUAGCAGCGGUGUUGUGGAUUCGUGCUAAUGGACAGGACCUUCUCAGAUCUUCAUAUCGGAAUGGCAGACUAGACAUUGGGAAAUUGAUUCGUCCGCGUGUGGAGUACUUUGGGAUGACCCGAGCCAACACAUAG